This is a messenger RNA of Monascus purpureus, 1140 nucleotides long. NCBI's taxonomy places the organism in Eukaryota, Fungi, Ascomycota, Eurotiomycetes, Eurotiales, Aspergillaceae. The record is from the annotation of a GenBank genome assembly.
AUGGCCGGGGAUCAGACUCCAGACAUUAAGCCGAUAUGCGUGGCUUCAACUCAAGCUUCUGAUGAAUCGAACUCGGCGGAGUUUCACCCGGUGACAGCAGUUGAUCAGAUCCAACCACAGGGAGAACAUGAUCCUGUGCAACACGAGCGAAGCCUAUCCGAGCUCAACUACUUCAAAAGCAUAGAGUGGUCACCAGAUGGCACCACGCUCUUGACCGACUCUGCAGAUCAUCAUAUCAGGACGUUCAUCUUACCUCCGGAUCUCCUAGAGGAGAGGACACAGCCUCUUCGACUGUCACCUUACUCUACCCUUCCGUCUGCAGAGCCAACUUACGCUGCUGCCAUCUAUCCAUAUUAUUCCCUUCAAGAUCCGUCGACCACACUAUUCCUGUCUUCUGUUAGAGACCACCCUAUCAGACUUGCAUCUGCUCUCGCACCUACCUGCAUGGCUACUUACUCGUUGGUAAACCCUGCCACAGAGGCAUUCAUCACACCUCAUUCAAUCAUCUUCCCACAUGCGUUAGGUGGGACACAUUUCCUUACAGGGUCAGACAGUCUUAUCUGCCUUUUCGACGUCUCCCGCCCAGGGACUGAUGGCCCGGUCUCAUGGAUGCCUACAAUACCAAGUAAGCGUAAGCAGAUUGUCGGCGGAGGUGUUGGUAUGAAAGGUAUCGUCUCUGCAAUGGCCAUAAACCCGGCAGGAGAUGGAAUCCUAGCCGCUGGGACUUUCACAAGACAGAUAGGCCUUUACGGAUCCAACGGAUCUGGAGAGAUGCUUGGAACCUUUAGCAUCGCAAAAACAGAGGCUGACCGGGACAUCGGUGGUCGAGGAGUUACUCAACUUCUCUGGAGCCCUUGCGGAAGAUACCUAUAUAUUGCCGAGCGUAAAAGCGACGGUGUAUUGGUAUAUGAUAUCAGGGUCACCGGACAGCUGUUAGGAUGGCUUCGAGGACGCAAGGCUCUCACGAAUCAACGCAUGAAGGUCGAUUUGACGUCUUCCACUGAAGGUGAUUCUCACGAAAUCUGGGCUGGAGGCGCCGAUGGCUUCAUGAGAGUCUGGAGGAAUCCCAUGUAUUCUACAGGACCGCAAGAUCCAGCCUGGGAGUGGCAGGUGCAUGAUGGUGAGAUUGAGUCCUUCUGA